Aspergillus novofumigatus IBT 16806 is the source of this 1134-nucleotide messenger RNA. RefSeq names its product serine hydrolase domain-containing protein. Lineage: Eukaryota; Fungi; Ascomycota; Eurotiomycetes; Eurotiales; Aspergillaceae. The record is from RefSeq and is a predicted model, not a curated record. The coding region runs from base 1 to 1134 and encodes 377 amino acids. The transcript has 6 exons.
AUGGCUUCUCUUUCUCACCAAGCCGUAACUGCCCUCAAAGAGAGGGUAGAUACAGCAUGCGCAGACCAGGAAAAGGGUAUCCCAGGUGCAGUGGUGGUAGUCGUUGGCAAGGAUGGCAAGGAGCAUUUUGCGCAUGCAAGUGGAAAGCGUGGGUAUGGCUCCGAAGAGCCGAUGACGCUCGACAGUAUCUUCUGGAUCGCAUCGUGCACGAAGAUGAUCACAGGAAUUGCGUGUAUGCAGCUUGUUGAACAGGGGGUGUUGAACUUGGAUGAUGCAGACCAGGUCGAGAAGAUAUGCCCCGAGCUGAAAGAGGUGAAGGUGUUGCAGGAUGAUGGGAGUUUAGUCGAGAAGCGUAGGGGAAUUACUUUGAGGAUGCUGUUGAACCAUACCGCUGGGUUUGGCUAUACAAUCUUUAAUGAGAAGUUGAGAGACUACAGUAAGCCGGUUGGGUAUGACGAGUUCUCAGGACACAUCUACGAUAUGUUGCAGCCGUUGGUUCAUCAGCCUGGGGAGAAGUGGGAAUAUGGGGUGAACAUUGACUGGGCAGGAGUCAUGGUCGAGCGAGUCACAGGGCAGUCAUUGAACGACUAUUUCCAUCGCAACAUCUUCGCUCCCUCGGGCUAUCCUCAAGGCCAGCUCUCCGGUCGAGACCACCUGCUUCGGCGGCCUCUGAUUGUGCGGACCACCGAGGACAUCAAGACCUGCUUUAACAGUGGUGGAGGUGGCUGUUUCGCUAAACCACAAGAGUAUUGCCAAAUCCUUGCUACACUCCUAAACGACGGCACCUCACCCACCAACGGCAUGCAAAUACUCGAGAAAGCGACAGUCGACGAGAUGUUCCGCAAUCAGAUCCCCAAUCUUCCCAACUUCGCGGGACAAGGAAUCUCACCUUCGAAGCCUGAUCUCACCAACGCAAUAUCCCAUCCGUACCCAUCGUCGACACCUCAAGGGUGGGGACUCACAUUCAUGCUGACAGGAGGAGCCACGGGACGGUCGGAGGGGACGGCCCACUGGGCAGGACUGGCAAAUCUCUGGUGGUGGUGCGAUAGGGAGAAUGGGGUCGCAGGGAUGAUCUGUACUCAACUCUUGCCCUUUGCCGAUCCUCAAGUUUGGAGCCUUUGGCUGGAUGAUUAG